Molecule: messenger RNA, 1518 nt
Organism: Haliaeetus leucocephalus (bald eagle)
Lineage: Eukaryota; Metazoa; Chordata; Aves; Accipitriformes; Accipitridae
Gene: PPT1
Product: palmitoyl-protein thioesterase 1
Exons: 9
Coding region: 4-894 (296 amino acids)
Biological process (GO): protein depalmitoylation; receptor-mediated endocytosis
Cellular component (GO): lysosome
Molecular function (GO): palmitoyl-(protein) hydrolase activity
Source: RefSeq, a predicted model, not a curated record
AAGAUGGCGGCGCUCAGGGCGGCGGUGCUGGUGCUGCUGGGGCUGCGCCUGGGUUUCGCGGCUACCGCCGUCCCCCUGGUUAUCUGGCACGGCAUGGGAGACAGUUGCUGCAAUCCACAAAGCAUGGGCUACAUUAAGAAAAUCGUGGAGAAUAAAAUACCAGGGAUUUAUGUUCUGUCACUCAAGAUUGGAAGCAACCUGAUACAGGAUAUGGAGAACAGCUUCUUUAUGAAUGUGAAUGAUCAAGUGACAGAGGUGUGCAGCCAACUUGCAAAGGACCCUCACCUGAAAGGAGGCUACAACGCAAUGGGCUUCUCCCAAGGAGGCCAGUUCCUGAGGGCGGUGGCCCAGAGGUGUCCUUCUCCUCCCAUGCUCAAUUUGAUCUCAGUUGGGGGACAGCACCAAGGCGUGUACGGCUUUCCACGCUGUCCUGGCGAGAGCUCCCAUAUCUGUGACUGGAUCCGAAAGACGCUGGAUCUGGGCGCCUACACACAAGCUGUUCAAGAGCACUUGGUACAAGCAGAAUAUUGGCACAACCCUCUGAAGGAGGAGGACUACAGGAAAAACAGCAUCUUUUUGGCUGACAUAAAUCAGGAGAGAGGCAUCAAUGAGACAUACAAGAAAAACCUGAUGGCUCUGAAAAAGUUUGUGAUGGUGAAAUUUCUCAAUGAUACCAUGGUUGACCCUCCGAUCUCUGAGUGGUUUGGGUUUUACAAAAGCGGCCAAGCCAAGGAGACCAUUCCACUGAAGGAGACCUCGCUGUACACAGAGGAUCGCCUGGGGCUGCAGGAGAUGGACAAAGCAGGAAAGCUGGUGUUCCUGGGGGUGAAAGGGGAUCACCUGCACUUCUCAGAAGAGUGGUUUUACACCACUAUCCUCCCCUUCCUCCAGUGAAGCUAAGGGGAGGCACCCUGUGAGAGCACUGGGGAGGGUCUACCACUGUAGUUAAAGCAGCUGCUACUGUGCAACAGCACUUUCUGCGUACAAGACUGGGGGGAUCUCGGGAAGGGGAAGAAGAGGGGGUUUAGCUCAGCAGUUCCACAGUGUGGCACCUGCUACACUGCAGUAAGAGACCGGGAUUUGUCUGGAUGUAAUAACACUUCAAUAUAGGUGGACUGAGCCUUGUACUAAUUGUGAAGCACUCCACCGUGCACAGGCCUUGGUAAGUCUACUUCAGUUCUCAGAGCUGCAGCUGUGCUUGUCACUUGGUGAUGGCAAAAUAAUUAGCUGCUUGAGAGGCUUGUGUUCCCUGUUACCUGUUCCUUGCAGGAUGCAAUGGCAGUAUUAACCAAAAUCACUAGUUUAAGAAUGCUGCAUCUUUUAAGGGGAUCAGCAAGUAGACUUACAUGGCUGUAUGCAAAAGAAAGAUAUUACAACCUCUCCUUCAAGAUGGGGAAAAGGGCCAAAUUUAGGGGUUUCUGGGAAAAAGGAGGGUUUUGAAUUAAGUGGGUAUUAACAGCUUGAAGAGUUUUCAACUAAUGGCUUGUUUUAUGCACUUUUGUACAGCAACUGAAAUCA